This is a messenger RNA of Lodderomyces jiufengensis, 1770 nucleotides long. It is a transcript of the gene HIS7, whose product is annotated as imidazoleglycerol-phosphate synthase. Gene Ontology annotation, biological process: L-histidine biosynthetic process. The record is from RefSeq and is a predicted model, not a curated record. Bases 1 to 1770 code for a protein of 589 amino acids. Lineage: Eukaryota; Fungi; Ascomycota; Pichiomycetes; Serinales; Debaryomycetaceae. The transcript has a single exon. Gene Ontology annotation, molecular function: imidazoleglycerol-phosphate synthase activity; oxo-acid-lyase activity.
AUGCCAAAGUUAGUUCACGUUAUAGAUGUUGAAAGUGGGAAUCUACAAUCCCUUUCAAAUGCAAUCAAAAGAAUUGAUCCAACUUAUGAAAUAAUUUUCAUCCAUAACAAAGAAGAAUUUGAAGCAAAUGAUGAACAGAUAAAAAAAUUGAUAUUUCCUGGUGUAGGUAAUUAUGGUCAUUUCGUACAACAAAUAUAUGAAAGAAAACUUGAUAAGUUGAUUGAAAAAUAUAUUGCAGAUGGAAGAGACUUAAUGGGGAUUUGUGUUGGAUUACAAGCAUUUAUAGACGGUUCUGAGGAAAGUCCGAAUGAUAAAGGUUUAGGAGUUUUAGAUUUACAAUUGAAAAAAUUUAAUAUCAAUGAUUCAGUAUUUCAAGAAAAAGGAAUAAAAAAAUCAGUACCGCAUAUUGGAUGGAAUAGUAUAGAAAAUGUAAUAGUGGACGGGAAGGAAAUUGCUAAAAACAAAUCAUUGUUUUCUUUAAAUUUAAAUAACAAAUAUUACUUUGUUCAUUCAUACGGGGUAAUAGUUACUAAAGAUAAUGAUAUAAAAAUAAAACAAUUGGAAAACCAAGGUUGGAAUUUUGCAUUUGCAAGAUAUGGAUCAGAAAAGUUUAUAGCUGCCAUAAACAAAGGGAAUUUAUUUGCAACACAAUUUCAUCCAGAAAAAUCAGGUAUUGCUGGUAUAAAAAUUAUAAAAUCUUUUUUACUUGGUGAAAAAUUCCCAGAAGUUCAUAAAUCAGAUAUACAAGAAAUACCUAGCGGGACGGAAACAACAUUAAGUGGAUUAACAAGAAGGAUAAUAGCAUGUUUGGAUGUUAGAACUAACGAUCAUGGAGAUUUAGUGGUUACAAAAGGUGAUCAAUACAAUGUUAGAGAAACCACAACCGAAGGAGAAUCAAAUGUAAGAAACUUAGGUAAACCAAUAGAAUUAGCAACAAAAUAUUAUUUACAAGGAGCUGAUGAAAUUACUUUUUUAAAUAUUACAUCUUUUAGGAAUUCACCAUUAAAAGAUUUACCAAUGUUACAAGUUUUGAAAAAAUCAGCAGAAACUAUAUUUGUUCCAUUAACUGUUGGUGGUGGUAUAAAAGAUAUGCAAGAUCCAGAAACUGGUAAAAUUAUACCUGCAGUUCAAGUUGCUGAUUUAUAUUUUAGAUCAGGUGCUGAUAAAGUAAGUAUUGGAUCAGAUGCUGUUAUUAUUGCUGAAAAUUAUUAUGCAAACAAUAAACAAAAAACUGGUCAAUCUUCAAUAGAAACAAUUUCAAGAACUUUCGGAAAUCAAGCUGUUGUUAUAUCAGUUGACCCAAAAAGAUUUUAUGUAAAUUCACCAGAAGAUACUACGAUGGAAACUAUAAAAAUUACAGAUCCAUUAAAAUAUGGACCAAAUGGAGAAAAAUAUUGUUAUUAUCAAGUAACAUCACAAGGAGGUAGAAAAUUUCAUGAAUUAGGAGCUCUAGAACUUUGUUUAGCUUGUGAAAAUUUAGGAGCAGGAGAGAUACUAUUAAAUUCAAUAGACUAUGAUGGAUCAAAUAAAGGCUACAAUUUGGAAUUAUUAAAUCAAAUAAAAUCAAAAGUAUCUAUACCAGUUAUUGCAAGUUCUGGAGCUGGUAAUCCACAACAUUUUCAAGAAGUAUUUGAAAUGCCAUGCGGUAUUGAUGCUGCUUUAGGUGCUGGAUUAUUUCAUCGUGGUGAAUUUACUGUUAAUGAUGUUAAAAGAUAUUUACAAUCUAAUGGUAAAAUGGAUGUAAGAUUAGAUGAUAAAGUAGAGUUAUAA